Messenger RNA from Branchiostoma belcheri (Belcher's lancelet), 3114 nucleotides. RefSeq lists its product as uncharacterized. Gene Ontology annotation, biological process: regulation of transcription by RNA polymerase II. Gene Ontology annotation, cellular component: nucleus. NCBI's taxonomy places the organism in Eukaryota, Metazoa, Chordata, Leptocardii, Amphioxiformes, Branchiostomatidae. The transcript is spliced from 3 exons. The coding region runs from base 97 to 3114 and encodes 1005 amino acids. The record is from RefSeq and is a predicted model, not a curated record. Gene Ontology annotation, molecular function: DNA-binding transcription factor activity, RNA polymerase II-specific; RNA polymerase II transcription regulatory region sequence-specific DNA binding.
CUUCCUGAGAAGCAAGUAUGUGAUGUUUGGAGUUCCUGAUAUUUAGGCGUUUUUUCAACAUAUCUCACCGGUUUAAGCAGACAUUAAGAGUCCAGAAUGUCUGCAACGAUAACCGGUGUAUGCGGCCUGUCCUGGGAGGUCACGAUGGCAGUUCUCCCCAGACUGUACCUCAAGGAGGUCCUCUUGGAACUGCAGAGGAGAAAAAUCGCGGUAGGAAGGGAUAAAACCCUCCAAAAACAAGAACUGACUCACCUCCUACAGGAGGUCAUGGUGUGUGAGUACGAGCAGCUUCAGCAGCAUUUGAAGGGGAAGAUUAGCGAAGAGCCCUCUCCACAGACAAGGGCGCGAGAUGUAAUGACAUCGGAUGGACAGGGGGCUCCUUACGUACAAAACCACCAUGGCAAUACGUCACAGUGUUCUCCACACCAAGAAAUGGUGUCACCAAUAAGUUCAGAAGCACAGCAGAAUGUCCAAGCACAGACUAGAGCAAAAAAUACUUUGCAAGGAAACUUGAUGACAGGAACCCAAGUUAGCAACACAACACAAAGUGUUGUCCAGAACUCUCAAAACCAAGCUGUAGAACCAACCUCGCAUGCAACAACAGUAACACAACAGAACUUAAGAACAGAACUCGAAGCACAGUUUGCACAAUCUAGAGCAAAGAAUACUUUGCAAGGAAUCCCCAGUCACAGAGCACAAGGUGUUGUCCAAAACUCUCCACACCAAGUUGUGAAAACAAUCUCACAUAUGACAGCAAUGCAGCAAAAUCUCCAGGCACAACUUGCACAAGCUGUAGCAGAAUAUAAACAGAAUUUGCCAAGAAUGAAGCCAAGCAGCUAUACGGGUCCACCACACACAAGUGCUCCAGUACAUGGAAAUUCUUUCACAAUUGGCCAGUCUGAGAGAUUACAGAUGCAAGUUAGUCCACAGAUUCAGCAAAGUCCUCAGGCUAUGCCUCCGCAACCUACACAAGUGAUUCGAAACGGGCUGGCAGAAAUCGCAAAACUUCCAAACUUGCCUGCGAAACUUUUGCCAGCAGAUGAAAAUACAUUAGGGAAAUCUCCCUCCAGUUUAGUGAGCCAGACAAGUCCCCAGCUGCCGCCACAGUCACAAACAGUAGCCCAGGGAGGUCUUCUGAUCCAGGACAGAUCCUCCAGCUCAGGAAUGCAGCGACAAUCUGAGGUGGUACUUCCUCAAGGUUUGCACAAGGGCGUGGCCACAAAUGGUGUCCGUAGCAACACAGCAUCAAGCAUGGCCCAAAGUUCUCCAAACCAACUUGUGCAAGGAGUUUCACUCAAACCAGCAGGACAACAACCAAGCACAGGAACACAACUUACACAACGUGAAGCAAACAAUGCUUUGCCAGGAACAAGAAUGCCAGGCAGUAUUCACAAGGAGCAAGGAAACAUGUUCAAAAACAGUGUUUCUAAUAGUAAUACACAAACACUUCAGGCAUUCUCUAUGCAUGAAAACACAUCUCCAUACGUUGUGGGGCAAGGGAAUCUGAUGAUAGAGUCUACAGAAGCUAGGAACAUGAAGCCUAGUCACCAAGAUGUGCAGGGAACAUUGUACAAUUCUGACACAACAAGAGACGUCAGCUUCCAGAGUGCUGAGACUGAAAAGGAUGGAUACACUGACAAAAGUUCUACACACACACCAACACAAACAACUUUGGCAUCACAACAGAUGCUUCUCGCACCCAACCAACAACUUGGCUCUGAGAACUUCAGCAGAACAGACUCUACAAUGCAACAAUCACCAGGACAAGACUUUUCCCAGUCCACUCUACAUGGGAAAAGUUCAGUUCAGGACACCAGUGAGACUAAGAAUACAAACAACAGCCUCCCUGCAAAUGUGGUGGUAAAAGUUGAACGAGAUGAUGACUUUUGGCCAGUUUCUUGUACGACAAGUGCAGCUAACAACGACAACUCAGGCAUUCCUGAAUCCCCAAGUACUGUUGUCAAGACAGAGAUAGACGACAGUGCUGAGACAGGUUCCACCCUACCUGUAGAUUAUUCAGUGAGGAUGGAAGAAAGUACUGCGCGAACGGACAACAACAUGGAGGGAGAAUUUAGGGAAGACUAUGCAAGUCCAGGGCAUUCUCCAGUCAGCUCUUUAACACCAAUACAACACACCAUGCCUCAAAAUUUCUUUAUGACUCCCACAGAUCAACAUGACCCUACAGCUAUAUCUGUGCCCACACUACCUUUGACUGAACCCCUGUCUGUAGGGACAUCUCUUUCCCAAGAGAACGGCUAUGGCAGUACAGGUUUUCCCAGCCCUGAUGUCACAGCGUACGUGAGUAGGGUGAGCAUGGUCAGCACGAGACAGUACCAGGCGCAGAAGAGAAAAACGGUCCGAGCCCUUCUGGAUGAUUUGAAGCGAGCCAAGCAGCUAAAAACCGACGGAUUAACAGAUGAAGAUGACCCCAUGGGGAUAGUGAGUGCCAUGAGAGAUAGGAGGGAAGUUAGGCGUAACGAAAGUCGGACCAACAGAGGUGCAGAUGUACAUGUAGGCCCUUCUGUGCAACCAGUUUUAGUCCAGCAGCAAAGAACUGGGAACAUGCAGGUUCAACAGGAAGGUCUCGCACCGCAGUUUCCUAUGGCAGCAGUAAGUAACUGUACAUUCAUUUGCACAAACGUUGGUAUGAGAUCAGUUUUAGUCCAGCAGCAAAUAACUGGAAACAUGCAGGUUCAACAGGAAGGUCUCACACCACAGUUUCCCAUGGCACCAGUUGAAGCAAACAGGAAAGUGCCAGGCUUCAGAGCCGCGACCCUCCACAAGUGCAUGUUCUGUCCGUUUGAGACCAGACUGAAGACCAACCUACAAUACCACCUCAGGGACCACGCAGACAUCAACGUCUACAGGUGCGGAAAGUGCAGCUUUUCCGCAGCCACCAAGCAGACGUUGGACAACCACGCGGCGACGCAGCAUCACGAGGAGUUACCGUUUAUGUGCGGAGUGUGCGGGUACAGAACGGGCGUGAAGGAUAACCUGAGUACACACAUGUGGGUGGUGCAUAGGGCGGGGAAGGGUUUUCAGUGUUCCCUGUGUGACUAUAGAACCAGCUACAAGUCUAGACUAGAAACCCACAUGAUCAACCACCAUUUCUAA